CCCAUCCCAAUGCUUACGAAGCAAUUCAUCUUCCCAAUUGCAAUUUAUCCAUUUCUUGAACCAAUGCGACGUGUAGAUCAAUCGUUAGAUGCAUUUGCAUUGUAGAAGUUAUUAGUUCACCGUACAAAUCCCACCCAAAAUGCCCUUGGGGCGGCAACCUUCAUCACGUCCGACCUCUCGGCCUGUGAAUAUCAAUAACACGCCGCUGCCACCUAGGAUUUUCAAUAUCCCCCAACCAAUACAGAAUCCCCAUCAUGAGAUAAAAGAGGAGGAAACCAGUAGUCAUAAUUUCAACAAUGAAAACCCCCUACCAAACAACCCGAACAACUCCCAGGCCACAACACCCACCAUGACCCCCAUUACACGCAAAACCAUGCGCAACCGCGCACCACGAGAAAUCAUCGAAUACGCCGAAGGCGACAUUGACCUCACCCACCUCAACGACCCUACCAACGGACUAUUACGGGACCACGCACCGCCACCGCAAGCCAACUACGCCACGAUAGAAGAAGCCCAGAUCUCUCUCCGCAACUGGGCGCGCACCCACGGCGUCGUGUACACCAUCUUCAAGACGUGGUGGCGACCGCACGAGACGGGGCGGCGGCCCUACCGCCUCACGUACGGCUGCAACCGCGGCCGCAAGCGCUCCGCACGCGGCAACAGCAUCAGGAAGUCGACGUCCGGCGCCCGCUGCGAGUGCCCGAUGAAGUUCCAGUUGCGCGCGGAGGAUAUCACGGAUCCGGCGAAUAGCAGGUGGAUCGUCGAGCACCUCGACAACCGCGCGUCGGUCGUGCAUAAUCACCCGCCGGAGAAGGAUCCCUACCAGCACGUGACGUAUAGGAAGGAGCAGCUCACGCCGGAGGUGUCGAGUGUGUUGCUGGAGGAGUAUGCGAAGGGGGGUGCGGUAGGGGCGCUGAAGAGGCUGAAAGAGAGGUUCGGGGAUAUCAGGUUGAAGCCGAAAGAUGUGUACAAUCAUUGGGAGCAGCAUCAGCGGACGAGGAAGGAGCGGGAGGCAGAGGGAGAGACGGUGGUAGAUGAGGGGUUAGCAGCGGACGAGGGGGAACAAUUUUGGUGGUAGGAGUUUGCAUGGUGUUGAUUGAAUGAGUAUGGAGCUGGUGCUCGUCAGUCUUCCGACUGAAUGGAAUGGAUCGUGAGGUGGAAGAUCACCAAGUAGAUACUUGAACGAAAGUCAUUGCGUAUAUCCAAUCAUACUGUAAGAAUAAGGUAUUAAAGUAGAUGCUGUCAAAAAGAGACAGUGAACCACACACGAUCCAAAUGAAGGCAU
Messenger RNA from Aaosphaeria arxii CBS 175.79, 1285 nucleotides. RefSeq lists its product as uncharacterized. The coding region runs from base 140 to 1078 and encodes 312 amino acids. The record is from RefSeq and is a predicted model, not a curated record. Lineage: Eukaryota; Fungi; Ascomycota; Dothideomycetes; Pleosporales. The transcript has a single exon.